AGGAAAGAUGGCGGCGGGCUCGGAUCUGCUGGACGAGGUCUUCUUCAACAGCGAGGUGGACGAGAAAGUGGUGAGCGAUCUGGUGGGCUCGCUCGAGUCGCAGCUGGCGGCCAGCGCGGCCCACCACCACCACCUCGCGCCGCGCACGCCCGAGCUGCGGGCCGCGGCCGCCGGCGCGCUCGGGAACCAUGUUGUGAGCGGCAGCCCGGCCGGAGCCGCGGGCGCAGGGCCGGCCGCCUCCGCCGAGGGCGCGCCCGCAGCGGCGCCGGAGCCGCCCCCCGCAGGUAGAGCGCGGCCGGCGGGUGGGGGCCCGCGGCGCCCGGGCUCCAGCUCACCGCGCCGCUUGCUUGUCCCCGCAGGGCCCGCGCCGGCGCCCGCCAAGCUGAGGCCGCUGCCCGAGGCCAUGCCGGGCGCGCUGCCGGGGCCUGCGCCCGGGACCCCCGCGGGGCUGGCGAAGGGUGCGGCCGCGGCGACCCCCAGCCUGCCUCGGACGCCAGCGGCCACCACCGGCGCUAUCCGGGCCACGCUGACGCCCACCGUGCUGGCCCCGCGCCUGCCGCAGCCGCCGCAGAACCCGACCAACAUCCAGAACUUCCAGCUGCCCCCAGGAAUGGUCCUCGUGCGGAGUGAGAAUGGGCAGUUGUUAAUGAUCCCUCAGCAGGCCCUGGCCCAGAUGCAGGCCCAUGCCCAGGCCCAGCCUCAGAGUACCAUGGCACCCCGUCCUGCAACCCCCACAGGUGCUCCACCUGUCCAGAUCUCCACCGUGCAGGCUCCAGGAACACCUAUUAUUGCACGGCAGGUGACCCCAACUACCAUAAUUAAGCAAGUGUCUCAGGCCCAGACGACGGUACAGCCCACUACAACCCUACAGCGAUCUCCCGGGGUACAGCCUCAGCUGGUUCUGGGUGGCUCCGCACAGCCAGCCUCACUUGGAACAGCCACAGCUGUUCAGACAGGGACACCUCAACGAACAGUCCCUGGGGCCAGCACCACCUCUACAGCUGCCACGGAAACUAUGGAAAAUGUGAAAAAAUGCAAAAGUUUUCUAUCUACAUUAAUAAAACUGGCUUCCUCUGGUAAACAGUCUACAGAGACAGCUGCUAAUGUGAAAGAUUUAGUACAAAACUUACUGGAUGGGAAAAUUGAAGCAGAAGAUUUCACUAGCAGGUUAUACCGAGAACUGAACUCUUCACCUCAGCCUUACCUUGUGCCUUUCCUGAAGGUGAUUGAGGGCUUGUGCUGCCCACUUCUGGCAGGGCAAGGUUGGGGUAGCGCCAAUGAAGCAAAUAGCUGGCUUCAUGGGUCAGUGCGGUGGCCCCUAGGAUGUGUGUGCUCAUGCACUAUGCUGGCUGUGCCCCAGGUGAUCCAGCAGCCCCCGAAGCCUGGAGCCUUGAUCCGGCCCCCGCAGGUGACCUUGACGCAGACACCCAUGGUCGCAUUGCGGCAGCCUCACAACCGGAUCAUGCUCACCACACCACAGCAGAUCCAACUGAACCAGCUGCAGCCAGUCCCUGUGGUGAAACCUACCGUGUUACCUGGAACCAAAGCCCUGUCUACUGUAUCUGCACAAGCAGCUGCUGCCCAGAAAAACAAACUCAAGGAGCCGGGGGGAGGCUCCUUCCGGGAUGAUGAUGACAUCAAUGAUGUUGCGUCAAUGGCUGGAGUGAACCUGUCUGAAGAAAGUGCAAGGAUAUUGGCCACAAACUCUGAGUUGGUGGGGACGUUGACCCGAUCCUGUAAAGACGACACCUUCCUCCUCCCCGCGCCUUUGCAGAGGAGGAUACUGGAGAUAGGUAAAAAGCACGGCAUCACGGAACUGCAUCCAGAUGUAGUGAGUUACGUGUCUCAUGCCACACAGCAAAGGCUGCAGAAUCUUGUAGAAAAAAUAUCUGAAACGGCUCAGCAGAAAAACUUCUCUUAUAAGGACGACGACAGAUACGAGCAAGCGAGUGAUGUCCGGGCUCAGCUCAAAUUCUUUGAACAACUGGAUCAGAUUGAAAAGCAGAGGAAAGAUGAGCAGGAGAGGGAGAUCUUAAUGCGGGCAGCAAAGUCUCGAUCCAGACAAGAAGACCCAGAGCAACUAAGGUUGAAGCAGAAAGCAAAAGAGAUGCAGCAGCAGGAGCUGGCACAGAUGCGACAACGAGAUGCCAACCUCACUGCACUGGCAGCGAUCGGGCCCAGGAAAAAGAGGAAAGUGGACUGCACUGGGCCAGGAUCAGGAGCAGAGGGCUCAGGCCCGGGCGCAGCAGUCCCAGGCGGCUCCGGCGUGGGAACCCCCAGACAGUUCACACGGCAAAGAAUCACGCGGGUCAACCUCAGGGACCUCAUAUUUUGUUUAGAAAAUGAGCGUGAGACAAGCCAUUCACUGUUGCUCUACAAAGCAUUCCUUAAGUAACAGGAUGAGCCGGCGUUUCUGAUGGGAUGCUUGCGGACGUUUUUAUAUAUUUGCAGAUUACGCCUUUUUGUAACAAGCAAAUGGGAUAUUGUUUAAAAACAGCCACCUCUUUACAAUGGAGCAGUUUUAUACUCCUGUUUAUAAAUCAGCUCUUCAGUGCGGCAGAAACCGUGUCUGCAGCAGAGAGAACACAAAGGCCUGUGGAUGCUCUCACAGGACAGCUGACCCGAGCUCAUCCUCGGCUGAGUGGCCUUCUUGCCAAACAAGCCAUAUUUAAAGACUGAUGGAAGCGCUUAGCAAAUAAUUAGCAGUUGCUCAUCCCGUGUGCGUUUUGGUUCAGCUCACCCUGACUCCCGCUAGGUGUAUGUCUACAGCCGAUGACCUCAUCUCUUCCUUUCUGUUGUAGCAGUCAGUUGGCGAAGCAAACUGACUUUUUAGACUAUUUAUCACCCCGCCCCUGCCCUGUCCUGUCCCUUCCCUCCCGUCUACAUGAAGCUCCCCAGGAACACAAGCUCCAAGCAGGGUCCCGGUCUGCAGUGGAGGCCGGGGGCAGCACCUGUACAAACACGAUUGAUUUGCUGCAGUUUGGAAGCUGUGAAGUGGAAGGAAGUGAGAGCCUAGGAAGUGAGAACCUUUUCAGCGUAAAUAUAUUUUACUUGCACUGUGUUUUUAGCUCAGAGUGAAGACUUAGAUGAAAUAAAAUCAGAGUUGAGAAGAAUCAACAACAGACUGUUUCUCAGUGUGGAUCAAGUGUUGGAAAUGGUUGGUGUAUUUUGUCAGUAAUUGUACAUAAUUUUUGGCACAUAACAUAAAAUGGCUAUGUAAACUAUAAUUAUUUUGCUAAGAGACUGUAUGCAAGCUGUGGCCAACCUUACAGGCGUCCAGAGCAAAGCCCCUUCUUUGUACCUAUUUUUUUAUUACAAAUAUACUAAUUGGUUCUUUAUAUUUUCAGAGGUUAUUGUAUUAAAUUGUCUAUUGAUAGUACUUUUAUGACUGUAAAUACUUGGCUUUCUCCGUGUGGAUUCUCAUGUUAGACUUCAAUUCGCACGUGUGAACUGAACGCUGAUCAGUAUUUUUUAAGACACCCAAGAACUGUUACACCUUUCAUUUUAUCUUUUAGGAAAUCCCCGUCUUUCCAUUUUUUCAUGUAAAUUUUGCACAGUUACUUGUUAAUAUGUAAAUAUUUUACUUUCAGAAAUGAAGUUUUUAAUUGCUAUUGUUUUAUAUAGGAUUGAAAGAAAAUUAACUCCUUUAUUAAAAACAAAUUUAUCUGUA
This is a messenger RNA of Mus caroli (Ryukyu mouse), 3670 nucleotides long. Lineage: Eukaryota; Metazoa; Chordata; Mammalia; Rodentia; Muridae. The record is from RefSeq and is a predicted model, not a curated record.